AUGGCAUCCAAAGCAGAACCACCACAGGAUAAACAAGAACCAAACAAUGAUCAUGAAUACAUAAUCCAACGCGACUACAAAUCUCACAUGCGUAUUCUCACGCAUCAGCCCAAUCUGCGAAUUGCAGAUGUAGGCACUGGAACUGGAACAACUCUCCCCAUCCAAUCCCCACAAUAUGAGCCUGCGACGUAUCCCGCAACCUUGCCCCCACCGUCCAAAUCGACGUCUUCGACAUCUCCGCCGCGCAUUCUCCGCGCCGGGUUUCCGUCCGCAAAAUGCACACUUGUACACUUGUACACUCACGAUGGAUUUCAGGACUACGCGAGCGAGUUUCACGAACAGUAUGAUAUCGUGCAUGCGCGCUUUUGGCUCUGUGUUGUGAAUGAUCCGGAUGCGAGACCUUUGCUGCGGAAAUUGCUUUCGCUGUUGAAACCGGGGGGCUAUUUACAGUGGAUUGAACCACUGCCGCUGGCUGCGGAAGAGGUGGUGAUGCAGGAGGGAACAGUGACGGUGACUGCGUCGGAAAGACUUUGUAAUACGUUUCAUAAAUCGAAGCCAGAUAGACUCGUGGAUGUAUCUCGUACCGAGCAUACAUGGCCUAAUUAUCUCCGUCCUCUUUGGUCACAAAGUUCUAUGGCUGCCACGGCAGAUGUGAUGGCGAAGAUCGAUGUUUAUAAUACGGAGGGAAGGGAAAUGAGAAUGAAAUUUGUAGAGGCCUUGGAGAGAGAAAGCGCGAAUGGGGUUGCGGUGGAUACACCUUUUCAAUGCGUUGUUGGUCGUAAGAUUUUGUGA
Molecule: messenger RNA, 792 nt
Organism: Botrytis fragariae
Lineage: Eukaryota; Fungi; Ascomycota; Leotiomycetes; Helotiales; Sclerotiniaceae
Product: putative umta methyltransferase family protein
Exons: 6
Coding region: 1-792 (263 amino acids)
Source: RefSeq, a predicted model, not a curated record